UUCACUUGGUCUUAUAAAGUUGGGGUUGCUUUUGGAAGUAUUUGUAGGAUUGUGGAGCACAAGUCAUUUGGCCCAUAUCGGCUGUGCGUGGCAGAUUAGAGGAAGGUGAAUGACUGUCAAGAAGGUUCUAAUGUUUUCAAGAUUCAUAAGUGGUGUUUGUGGGUUCCGAGAUUUGUGCAUGAUCAAAAUUUGAGACUGCCUAAACUUGCGGUAUUUCUAUAUCAUCAUUGAUUCUACAUUUAAGUAUUAGGGAAAGGAAAGAAACGGCUUCAGAUUCAUAUAAGGUCUCUUUAGAGUGGGCAUCUCGGUUUGUGGUACUAUUGGGUACUUCAGAGGGAAUACAACGGUUUAUGUGCCUUAGGAUAAUGUGGUUUCAUGUUAGGGUCUCUUGGUUUGAGCUUUGAUUGGGGACUGUAGUCUAGUAGGAAAGAGAAGUGUUAUUUUGAAGGUAAUAUAGGAGAAAUCAAGAGAUAGGGUCAGCUUGGCGCUAGUUUGGAUUAGCAUAGUAAUAAAAAUGAUCGGUUCCUUGGUAUCGUGAGGCUUUACAGGUGUUUUGUGGCAAUAAUUUUGGGUUUGGCAAUUUGUGUGACUUGGUUGAAUUAGAGGGAUUCAGUUUAAUGGUUUGGUUAUGUGAAAAUAAUUUCUGAAGAGUUCAUAAUAGAUUUGACCACAACUCGAGGUUGAUGUCUUCUACUGGCGUUUAAGGUUUGUUGCGGUUGCGAUGUUCUCUGGGAUUAAGCUAAGUGAAGGCUUAUGGUUGAUGGGUUGUCUAUCGUACUUGUAAUCUAGAGCUGAUAUUGGAUUAUUGUGUUUUCAUAUGAUAGCAUGAUAUAUACGGUGGGCCAUGUGGGAUUGAGAUUAGCAUGUACAAGGUUGUAGUUCAGUUUCGAAGGGAAGGUCAUGAGUUCUAGACAAUAUGGAUGAUUUCACAUGUUUAAGAUAAUGUUGUCAUUAUCUGGUAUCGGCCGAGAAGGGUGUAUGUUGUAGAACAUGCAUUGUAUUUUUACUUGUGGAUGCUUGACUAGUAUUAUGGUAAGCGCCCAAUUGUUGACUGCUUAUAUUAAGGUUUUGCUACGUGGCGCGGAUGAUUCAUGGGAGUAUUUUGCGUAGAGUGAUUGUGUAUGAGUGAUGUGUCCAUCAUUUGAGUGGUGGAGUUGGGAUCAAAUAUGGAAAUUUUGUAUUCUUAAAGUUUAGAGACGGGAUGUUCUCAGAGGCAAUCUAUUCCUUGGUUGUGAAUUGUGAAGAAAUACUAUGAGUUAGACAGCUGAUGGUAUAUGUUAUGGAUAGUUAAUAUGAACUUUUGAAAGGUUAUUUACCUAUUUUGGGAUGAUCUGAAUUUAUUUGGGGCCCAUUGGUAGGCCUAAUGAGAAUGUGUAUUCUAUAUCAGAUCGGGGCUGUUCACUCUUAAGCAUCAGUUACUGUGGUUGUGCCAUCUGGUGGAAUGGAUUUUAUACGUGCCCUGAUUUAUUUCAUGUGUUGCUCUAUUAUGAUACGAUGGAUUGUGAGACUAUUUGAAUAUUCACACGCAUGAUGUGGUUCUGUUCAGGCUUUGUGGCAAGACUUGAGCGAGAUGGAUUUUAGGGUGUCGAGUUUCUUAUUUCACCCUAUUCAUGCUUUUUAUGUCGGUGGUAUAUUGUUCUAUCCGUUCCUCCAUGGUUAUGGUCACGCACUUCGUGUGCUUGCUAUUGAUACACAUGAGCUUGUUGAUUGUGGGCAUCAUGGUUCAUAGGGUACCACGUGGAUUGGUGUAUUGGAUUGGGUUACGUGCCAUAUGUGGUUUCAUGUUAGGGUCUCUUGGGUUGAGCUUUGAUUGGGGACUGUAGUGUAGUAGGAAAGAGAAGUGUUAUUUUGAAAGAGAAGUGUUAUUUUGGGGAGUCAUUAUGGGUGCAUGAGUUAUUUGGUACAUCGUGUGCUUAUAUCUUGGAAAUAUGGUUGUGGCUUGAUGCAGCUUGUUGAGACUUGUACGGUGUUUAUGUGCGAGAAUCGAAUCUUACAAAGAAUUCCGGAUGCUAAAAAUUGGUUCUAAGGUCUAUGGGCUAAGGUUGAAGAAAGAAGCUUCUGUCGGGAUUGCGCUAAUGGACUUAUAUGGAUUGUAGUGAUGUGGGAUCACCCAUUGGUAUGCGUAUGAUGAGUUUAUACAGUAAUUUAAUGACUUUGGAAUGAUUUUUGGCACGUUCAAGGAUGAACAUACGUUUAAGUGGGGGAGAAUGUUACGACCCGACUAGUUGUUUUGAGUUCUAGAAUCUUGUUCCUUGAUUUGAGACUUCAAUCGGCUUUUUAUGGUGUAUUAUUACUCUUAUGCAGGAUUGAUUUUGAUUUUCGAGUGGUUCGGAUUUGAAUUAAUGGAGUGAUUCUCAAUUUGGAAGCUUUAAGUUGGAAGGGUUGAGCAAUGUUUGGCUUCUGAAUAAACAACCUCAGAAUUGGGAUUUGAUAGUUUCAAUAGGUUCGAAUUGUGAUUUUGGACUUGGCGUAUGUUCGGAUUUGAAUUUGGAUGUUCCUAGAAGUUUUUGGCUCUAUUUGUCGAAGUUGGCAAUUGAAGAUUUAGAAAGUUCAUAAGUUUGACUGGUAGUUGACUUUGGUGUUAUCGGACCCAUAUUCUGGUUUUGAGACCUUAUGUAGGUUCGUUUGGUUGAUUAGAACUUGUGUACAAAGUUUGGUUAAGAACUGGAAUGUUUAAGUCUAAUUCGGAUGCAUUCGGCUAGGUUUGAAGGUUUGAAUGUUAAUAGAAUGAUCUUGAUCUUUGUUUCUUGGUUUUGAUGUCAUUUAUGAUGUUCCGAGCUUUGGAUAAGUUUAGAUAAUGUAUUUGGACUUAUUGGUAUGAUUGGUUGGAGUCCCGAGGGGCUCAGGUGACUUUUGGGGUGAUUUCGGACCAUUUUAGAUGAUGUUUGUAUUGUUGGUUUGCUGGUCUCAGGUAAUGCAUCGUGAUCAUGGUCCAGGUAUCAUGUUCGCGAAGAGCUAGGUCAGCUGGAGGGCUUUGUGAAUCACGUUUGCAAUGAAGGAUGUCGUUCGUAGAAGGCCUAUGCAUGAAGGCCUUCGCGUUCGCAUGUGUUGGACCGCGUUGGCAUAAGGAGAGUGGGAGUUGUGUGUGUCGCGGUCGUAGGGUGCUAUGCAUUCGCGAUAUGUUGGGUGUGCCGGUCAUCGCGUUCGUGAGCUAGGCUUCGCAAACGCGAAGGAGAUUUUUUUUGUUGGAGAUAACUUUGUGCUUCGCGAACGCGGAAUAGUUUUCCACGUUAACGAAGGGUACAUCUGGGCAGACUUAUUCAGUAGUUAUUUCAGAAUUUACCCGUUGUUUCAUAUUUUUUGAGCCCUAGAUUUUGAGAAGAGGAGAUUUUGAAGAGCAAUUUCACUACUACCUUGGAGGCACGCAUGCCCGGGUUGACUUUUGGGAAUUUCUUCAAUGAUCGAAACAUUAUGGAUUGGGAUCGUUUCCGACGGCAUUAGUGGACUUCCUUGGUCGAUGUUUGGCUAGAUUUGAUCCAGUUAGAGGGUUUCAUCAAAACAAGCGGAGUUUUCAUUAUAAAUUUCUAACCAAGCAAGGACCGUCAUCAGACACCAUUGUGUGCAGCAUCUCAAGCAGUAAGCACCCCUCUCAUCAUUUUCUGGUAAUAUGCAAUUUUUCCAUUUAACCAAUAAACAAUUAGAAAUUUUGGUUCAGUUAUCUCUCGUAAAGUUAUGGCAAGAGGAAAGAUCGCGAUCAGAAGAAUUGACAAUCCGGCAAGCAGGCAGGUGACUUUCUCAAAACGGAAAAGCGGAUUAAUUAAGAAAGCCAAGGAACUAGCCAUCCUUUGCGACGCUGAAGUUGGAGUAACCAUCUUUUCCAGUACUGGUCGGCUCUAUGAAUACUCAAGCUCCAGCAUGAAAUCAAUAUUUGACAGAUAUAAUGAAGAGAAGGAACACCAUCAAUUGUUGACACCCUCUUCAGAGGCCAGGUUGUGGCAGACAGAGACAGAAAGGCUGAGACAGCAAAUGGACGAUCUGCAAGAGAACUACAGGAGACUUAAAGGUGAAGAACUUUCAGGCAUGAGUAUCAGUGAUCUCGACGCUCUGGAAAACCAACUGGAAAUGAGAUUGAAAAAUAUCCGCACUAAAAAGGAAAAAAUGCUUACUGAUGAGAUAGAAGAAUUAAAUCAAAAGAGAGCUCUUAUUCAUCAUGAAAAUAUAGAACUUUCUAAGAAGAUCACUCUCGUCCAACAUGAAAACAGACAACUUCUUAAGAAGGGUUAUGGAGCAAUUGACAAUAGAAAAGAAGAGGGAAGUUUCAGUGGACAAGCGAAAUCAUGCGUUCCAGUACACGUCAAUAGAUCAGAAGAAGACGAAAUUAAAUUGGGGUUACAACUGCAAUAACUCUGAUCGCUAAUGACCAUUCAAGGAAGACAGUGAAAGCCUAGCAGAAAGCGUGGCUUGAGUUAAGGCCUUGGAAAUACCACACUAGCGAGAGUAAGGAUAGUUUAGCAUCCAAAAAGUAAUGCCCUCUCAUCUUCCUCUCAUGCCAAGUGAUAGGUAGAGCUAUUUCACCUCCAUUUAGUCGCGUGCAAGCAAAGUGAAAAUGUAAAUUAGCUUAUACGUGGCUUUUUGUUUCAACAACUAAUUCUUACAUGCUUAUAUACAAUAACGUGUAUUUUUCUACUUUC
Molecule: messenger RNA, 4631 nt
Organism: Nicotiana attenuata
Lineage: Eukaryota; Viridiplantae; Streptophyta; Magnoliopsida; Solanales; Solanaceae
Product: MADS-box transcription factor 23-like
Exons: 10
Coding region: 3673-4344 (223 amino acids)
Biological process (GO): positive regulation of transcription by RNA polymerase II
Cellular component (GO): nucleus
Molecular function (GO): protein dimerization activity; RNA polymerase II cis-regulatory region sequence-specific DNA binding; DNA-binding transcription factor activity, RNA polymerase II-specific
Source: RefSeq, a predicted model, not a curated record